UUUCUAAUCCAGCUUUAUUGCUUGAUUUUCAAAUUCCACAAUUAACCAUCUCAAAUUAGCCAAGCAAGCAUCCUAAAUACUAAAAUGGACAAAGACUGAGCCAAAAUAACCUCUCUCACUGCAGACGGAAUCCGGAAAAUCUACGAGAUGGAGAACAAGGAUGAGGAGAAGAAUGAAGAUAAAAUCUACCUCCAAGUCCUUCAAGUAAGAAUUUACGAAGAGAAUGAUAAGAACAAAUCCGUUAAGCAAAAGUUCAUUCUUUCUGAUGGAUUCUCGACAUCCAUAGUCUUCCUGGACAAGAAGAGGUAUAACAAGUACCAAGGUGUUUCUGGGAAGAUAAAGAUUAAUGAUAUUGUGUAUAUCACGAGAGUUGCCAAGAAGGUCAACUCUCCAAAGUCAUACCUCUUCUGCCUAGAUAUCCCCAAACUUGUAUAUACAGGGCUUCGUGCCAAGAUAGGCAAGCCGAAAGAUUAUAAUACUAAUCUGAGCAAUGGCUUAUUCCCUCAUGAUGAUAUCGAUAUAUCUAUUCCAAAGGAUGUUGUAGCUAAGAUGGAUGAAAUAGAAGCAGAGCAGACAGAUGAUCAUUUUGACGAAAUGGCUCAGAACCCAGCCUCUAUAAAUGCUCAUAGCAGCUACACUCCUAUCAGAGCACUUAAUUCUUUCGUACCUGAAUGGAAAAUCAAAGCCAAGAUUAGUAAGAAAGGAGAGAUAAAGAGGUGGAGCAAUGCCAGAGGUGAAGGAUACCUUCUGAACAUAAAUCUAAUCGAUUUCAAUGGAGAUAUGAUCCAGGCUACUUUCUUCAAAGAAGCUGUGGAUAAAUAUGAGCCAAUCCUUGAUGAAGGAGCUGUCUAUACAUUCUCAAAUGGAUCCAUCAAAAAUGCUAAUAAGAAGUUCACAACUAUUCAGAAUGACUUCUGAAUCAACUUCGGGACCGAUGCUGAGAUAGAAAGGUCUGAAGAUGAUGGGUCAAUAGCAUCACCAGAAGUGAAGUUUACUCAAAUCAGUGCUAUCUCAGGUCUUCCUAAUGGAACUUGAAUCAAUGUUAUUGGAGUUGUUCUUGACCUCUCUGAUCUUGAGACAAUCAGACUCAGAGCAGGAGGAGAGAAGAACAAAAGAAUGAUCGAAAUUGCUGAUAAUUCUGAUGACCAAGAGGGAUGAUCUAUUAAAAUAUGCUUCUGGGGUGAGAAAGCAAGCGAGCUCACCUUCCAAACAGGAGAUAUAGUUUCAUUUACUUCCCUUAAAAUCAGUGAUUUUAAUGGAAAGUCCUUAAACACAAGUUCGGAAACAGCCAUUUCAGUUAACCCAAAAUGAAAAGAGACUAAAUAAGCUGACUAGAUGGUAUGGGGAUAUCAAGGAGCAAGCUCAGUUCAAAUCUCUCACUCAGAACAGGAGCGAUAUGGAAAAGAGAAGUAAUGAGAAUGUCAGAACAAUUGCUGAGAUGCAGACCUCACUCAAAAUGGCACCACUUGCUGGGAUCGAUGCUUGUUCACAAUUUUAUGUAAUCAAUGGCUAUGUUUCAUACAUCAAGGCUGAUGAAAGAUCAACAUAUCUUGGCUGCCCUGACUGAAGCCGGAAGAUAUUCCAAGAUUAUGAAGGAAAUUUCCGGUGUGAAAACUGUAACAAAAGUCUUGAAAAAGGGGAAUUCAUAUACAUGCUUGCAGCCAAGAUAUCUGAUGGUUCUGAUUCGAUCUUCAUAAAUUUCUAUAGAAAUAAUGCAGAGCCAAUAAUGGGUGGCAUGACAGCAGAAACUUAUAGCAAGUUUAGAGAAGAGCAUAUGGUCAAGAUUACUGAGAAUGAUAAACAAGAAUCUGGCUCUUUGGAUCUUUUCAAAGAGAAAAUUGCUUCAAACUUUUAUAAACAUCAUUCGAUCUUAAUUCGAGUACGUCCAGAGGAGCACAACAACGAGAUGAGAUUUAAGUUCGUUGGAACUAAGAUCCUAGAUUUCAGUUUCAAAAAGGAGAACUGGAACCUUCUAGACAGGUUAGAAUGAUACUCUUUCAAGCCAGAUUGUUCAAACUAUUGCUAAAUUCUGCCUUAAUUUCAAUAAUUUCAACAAAAAAAUCCUAAAUU
Molecule: messenger RNA, 2070 nt
Organism: Moneuplotes crassus
Lineage: Eukaryota; Ciliophora; Spirotrichea; Euplotida; Euplotidae
Source: the annotation of a GenBank genome assembly